Messenger RNA from Trichomonas vaginalis G3, 1052 nucleotides. RefSeq names its product protein of unknown function, DUF4106 family. Lineage: Eukaryota; Parabasalia; Trichomonadida; Trichomonadidae. The annotation marks the transcript as partial. The transcript has a single exon. The record is from RefSeq and is a predicted model, not a curated record.
AUGAAAAGCGCAGAAUAUAUAAAAGCUAACAAUGACUGGUUAGAUGCCCAAGCCAACGCCAAAGCAGCCCAACUCAUAGGGUCAAUAAGGACAAAAAUACAAGCGGAUGAAGACAGUUCAAAUGAAGCUUUAACGAAUGCUGACUUUAAGAACGCCUUCGAAGCUCUUCAUAGUAAGGUGAAACAAGUGAACGAUUUCUCAUCUGGAAAGAAACUGAAGUCUGAAGGUUUCGACAAAGAGUUAAAAGAAGUAGCACAAAAUAUGACGAAAAUAACAGAUGCAGCAACGAGACAGGCAGUUCAAAGUGCCUAUGACGCCGUUAGAGCAACUGUUGUGAAAAGUCAAGAAAAAGAGUUACAACAGACCAAAACAGACCUAGUAAAUGCUUUCUUAAAAACGAAAAGUCAGGUAGGACAUUACGCUGCAGAUGGAACAUAUGUGCCAGCUGGUGGAACUUAUAUACCAGCUGGUGGAACUUAUAUACCACCAAACCCUCCAAGAGAAGCACCUGCACCAGGACUACCUAAAACAUUUACAUCGUCACAUGGACACAGACACAGGCAUGCACCAAAACCAACACAACAACCAACAGUUCAAAAUCCAGCACAACAACAACAACCAACACAACAACCAACAGUUCAAAAUCCAGCACAACAACCAACAGUUCAAAACCCUGCACAACAACCACCUCCACAAACAGAGCAAGGACAUAAAAGAAGUAGAGAACAAGGAAACCAAGAAUUCUUAAAAAUGCUUAAAGAAGACUAUGGUUACCCAGAUACUAUUGACUUUAGUGACAGAUAUAAAGAAGCUAUUCGAAAGUUCAAGGAUGGAAAUACUGACCCGAACCUAUUUAGCUUUAUGGCUCUGCACCAAAGGGGAUAUAAUCUCAAACCUGGAAAAUACAAGCUCGCUAAGGGAUAUGAUUUAAUAGCAUAUCAUCCAAAUGACAUGAACGAAUUUACUCCGAGAUAUUUGAUGUCAGAGCUAAAUGACAAUUUAACUCUCUUCAUGAAACGCGUAAAAAAUAGAGACGGAACGAAAGAAGAAAG